AUGACUGCUGUGGCAUCUCCGCCUAGUGUGCAAUCGGGGUCUCGCUUGGGAUGGUAUAGCACUGGCAACGGAGGACAAGGAGCCCUCUCUUCAGUGGAUGCGGGAGAAGUGUCACGGAUGUUCAUGCCACGGAAACACGUUCAGCGCUCCAACUCCUCGUCCUCGCUGGGCUCGACUUCCUCUACCUCCUCUACCUCCACAACGACGGUGACCAACAGCGCGCAAGAUACCCAUACUGGCCAGACUCCCAACUCUGAAGUAAACACUUGGUCAUCAAAGAAGAAGCCCAUCAGAAAUCCUUGGCCAAGCUCGAAGGCCGAACCUGUCGCCGGUGUAACAAAUACUCGAUCACAAGCAGUUCCUGCUUUCUCAUCAGGACCUACGGCCUCAUCGACCAUGUCUGCCAUGCACCAGCCUUCGAAUAUUGUCCCGUCACAACACAUGCUCCAGUCGUCGCAACAAAAUGGUAUUCGGCAGACUAACGGGCAGUCUGCGGAACCACCUGCGAUUUUGGCGCUUACGCCCGUGAAUGGUACUUUCGAGAAGAAGCAAAUUAACGUGCCAUUCUACCCGGAAGUGCUGCGUAUUGGUCGCCAGACCAAUGCGAAGACAGUACCUACCCCUGUGAAUGGGUUCUUUGAUUCCAAGGUUCUCUCUCGCCAGCAUGCUGAGAUUUGGGCCGACAAAACUGGCAAGAUUUGGAUUCGUGAUGUCAAAUCCUCGAAUGGCACCUUUGUUAAUGGCAACCGUUUAUCGCCUGAGAACCGCGAGUCUGAACCACACGAGCUGCGCGAGAAUGAUACCCUGGAACUAGGAAUUGAUAUCGUUAGUGAGGAUCAAAAUACCAUUGUCCACCACAAGGUUUCUGCCAAGGUUGAACAUGCUGGUCUCUAUGGAACGACUCCGAACAUUUUGGACCUCAACUUCGGAGAUUUGGAUCCUGCCUCAGGCGGCGGCCUGCUGCCUUCACCUCUCAGUCAACCACUCUCUCACCUGCGUGGGCGCUCUGGUAGUAAUCUGAGCAAUCGCAGCGUUCAAAGCAACGCUAGCCAUCAACUGAAUGCCAUGCACCAACAACGCCAGAUGAACUAUUGGAACUCCCCAAUUUCCGUUGAACAGGUUGUGAAGAGACUCACUGGCGAGUUGAAACAAGCCAAGCAACAGUCUCAGGACCUUCGUCAGACAGAUGACUUUCUAACAGCCAUCAUGAAACCUGGCUAUGCCGAGAAGGAAAAGGCCAUGAAGCCUUCUCCCCUCGAGAGCAACGGUCCCCGUCAACUGAAUGGCCGCCCAAAGAUGCCUCGCGUCGACUCCUUCUCCAGGUUCUCUGAACCUCCCGCUCCUCCUCCCCAACAACCUCUUCCGGAGAAGCCAGAUGCACCACCGCGUGGUGGUUCGGAUGCGUUUUCGCCCUUGAAGCGCAGUGAUACCGAGAGGCCGAAAUCAGCUUCAACUAAUUCUCCUGUCUCGCGUGACUCGAGCCAGAUACUAGCCCUCCUUGAGUCGCUAUCCACUACCAAGCGAGAGCUUGAAACCCAAGGGACUCGCAUCAAAGAACUCGAAGAUCUCCUUCGCCAGGAAAAGACUGCUCGCGAAUCUGCGGAAGCGAAGUUGAAGCAGUUGGAGAUGCACUUGACGUCGGGCGAUGCGGACGUUGCGGAUGCCAACGCAGAGCGUGCUCUUGAUACCUCUAUAGAUCUUGUGUCCCAGGAUAAGCAAGAGCAUUAUGAGUUGGGAGCCGCUGGUCAAACCAACGGAUCCAUCCUUCCCUCGGAGGCUACGGCUUCUGAUGCCGAGAAGGCAGAGCCUUCCACCGAGGCACAACUCCAGCGUCAUCUUGAAUCUGUGAUGGAGCAGAUGGAUGAAAUGAGCAAGCAGAUGGCUUCCUUUAAGGAACGCGCAGAGAAGACCGAAGAUGACAACGUUGGGUUACGCAAGUCAUUGGCGGAGAUGAUUGAAACUAUCCGCCAAGAACGCGCUGAGAAGGCCUCGGCCGCUGUCACUGACAAUAAUCCGCGUAUACAGACCCAUGAUUCGAACAAGGCCAUUCUUGGACAUCUGGGUUCAGUCGAGAAUGGCACUGCGGAGCCAAAGAUGGGCGAUUCAUCCGUACAGCGCUUUGACGCGGUCUCGGAGAUUCAAGGAAUGGAUGCUACAGCCACGGCAAAUACGCGAUGGCAACGGCGCCAUUACCUGGAAGAGGCAAGCCCCUAUGCAUCCAUGCUUGGCGUGGUUCUUCUUGGAGUUGGCUUGAUGGCCUAUCUCAAUGGCUGGCAAAAGGUGGACAAAUGA
Molecule: messenger RNA, 2292 nt
Organism: Penicillium canariense
Lineage: Eukaryota; Fungi; Ascomycota; Eurotiomycetes; Eurotiales; Aspergillaceae
Exons: 2
Coding region: 1-2292 (763 amino acids)
Cellular component (GO): cytoplasm
Molecular function (GO): protein binding
Source: RefSeq, a predicted model, not a curated record